ACGAUAUAUUUAAUAUGGCGGCCUCCAGCAGCAGGACACUUUCGCGCUGCCUUUUGAUGUAUAAUUACAUGUAAUAGAAAGAAUAAUUGCCAGUAAUAUCGGUGUAGUAUGUAGAGAGAAGUGAUUCUUCAGGACGUAUUGGAACAGAUAGGAAGAUCUGCUUCCUAGUAUUCUUCUAUAUUUAUAUGUUUGUGUCUUCGAUAUAUUUGUUUUUAAAAAUAUGUUUCAAAUGUGACUGUGUUUUCUUUAGUGAAUAAAAACGGUCAUUGUGUGAGUGUGAAGAACAUUUUUUUUAUUAUCCAGACAAACUUAUUUAGUUUUUAAUUUAGUGUUUGGCAAGUGUACAUGGAAUUUAUAGGUUAGAAAUGGCUACUGAUCAAUUUUGUCUUCGUUGGAAUAAUUUCCAAGUUAACAUUACUAGUGCUUUGGAAAGUUUAAAAAAUGAUGAAGAUUUGGUUGAUGUGACUUUGACAUGUGAAGGUCAAAAUGUUAAAGCUCAUAAAGUAAUUCUGGCAGCUUGUAGUCCAUACUUUCGCAAUGUGUUCAAAGAAAAUCCCUGUCAGCAUCCAGUUGUAAUAUUAAAAGAUGUGAAAUACGAAGAUGUUACAGCUUUACUAAGUUUCAUGUACCAUGGAGAAGUGUAUAUCACCCAAGAUAGAUUAGCAUCUUUUCUGCAUACUGCUGAGUUACUGCAAGUGAGGGGCUUGACUGGUGCUGGAAAUCCCUUAAAAGAUUUUCCGGUGCCGCCGCAGCCGCCAGCGCUGGCGAAGAAGAUCGGCGCUCCGCCCCCGAGUGCGGCCCUGCGCAGGGAGACGCCACCGCCCCCGCCCCCUCCCGCCGCGAGGGCCGCCAGGAGCCCCCUCGUGUCCCCCCCGCCCAAGGACUCGGCCAGCCACGACGCCGACGGAGAACUGCCGGCCAAGUCGGCCCAUCAAGUUCUGCCGGUGCCUGCUCUUUUCUUCACUUCAAACGGGCAGCCGGGCACGUUGUAUUCGGUGCUGAAUCCAGACCAGACGGCUACUUUAGCCGCUCCUCUUCCUGCCAAUGCAGCUACGUUUCAACUGCUUAGUAGUAAUUCUUGUGCACAAUUGUCACCCCGAUUUUCAAGUGUGAGUGGACAGAGCUUAACCCAGCCCUCCUCGCCGUCUGCUACGAAGAGACGGAAAACGUUGCCUCGACGUUUUAGCAGUUGCAUCGUCCCGUCAGCGCCAAGCGAGUCGUCGUUCAAUAAAAGCGAGCGCGAGAAGGACCCCUUGCGGGAUUCAGGCGAAUGUGUGGAGGCGGAGGGUGCGUUCAAGGAGGUGGAGGUGAAAGUGGAGGAGCCCAGUGGCGAUGAGAUGUUGAGCGAAGGAGACGAGGCCCGAGAGAGCGCUGGCGACGGCGACGGUGACGGGGACGGGUCGGAAGUGGCCGACCAGCAAGAGGAGCAAGACGAGUGCGCGGAGCGGUUGCUGGAGGGAGACGCGCCGCUCCUCAGCCCGCCCGCAGGGAAGCCGCCGCCGCCGCCUCAAAGGGACGGCAGCCCCUCGGGCCAAGCGACGUGUCUGCCGCACGUGCCUCAGAGCGGCACGUGCCCCCACUGCGGCCAGACGUAUUCCAACCAGUCGGCGCUCAAGUAUCACGUGCGCCUCGUGCACACGGACAUGACGAACAGACACUGCUGCCACCUGUGCCCGCGCUCCUUCGCGCUGCGCGACGUCUUCAAGGCGCACAUAUCGUGUCAUGAGCCUACUAUGUCCUUUCUGCUUCAAAACAAUAUCAAACAAAUCAAACCUCCUAAAACAUAUGAAGAUUCAAUAUUUGUAGUGCUGAAGGAAAGAAUUGAUAUGAGCCCAGAACGAGUGGAGCCAUCACCUGAAAUAGCCACGAGAAGCAAUGACAUUCAUUUUGUUAGGGAAAACUUCGAAGUUCAGCGAAGAAUUACUGAAAAUUCAAGGUAUUCAGAAAUCGAAAAUUUUAACGUAAGCCACGAAAGUAAUAUGAAUAUUUCACCAUCAUCAAUAGUUCUUCAACAGUCUGUCAUGUCUGCUAAUAAUAUUAAUUAUAAAAAUGAAUUAAACAGCAAUCAACCAUGGCUUUACACAAAUAGAAUGUUAUAUCACAAGAAGAAACGUUCUUGGCAUUCAAGACGUCCUGUUCCAUGUCCUAAUUGUAAUAAAACAAUCACAAUGGCUUACAACUUGAAGAGUCAUUUAAAUUCAUGCUUGAAACGCUUUGAUUUUGAUGAUGAGUUAUUCAAAUCUGGAAUUAGAAAUUUGCCAUCAGGCACAGUUUUUCCUUUAUAA
Molecule: messenger RNA, 2285 nt
Organism: Gryllus bimaculatus (two-spotted cricket)
Lineage: Eukaryota; Metazoa; Arthropoda; Insecta; Orthoptera; Gryllidae
Source: the annotation of a GenBank genome assembly